GUCAACAACAGUUGAUUUGGAUGAAGGAGCAUGUAAGUUUCCAUGGUUAGUCCUCCUUUAUCAAGUGAGAUUAGUCACGGCCAGCUGCUCUGCUCUACUGAUGACCAAAGAAAUGUCAUCCGUUGUUGUGUUGUUGUUAUCGUGCCUGUGCUUGUUCAUCACCACGCUCUACACCAUUUCCCUUGGAGUAGCACGUGGAAUUGAAUACUUGCAUAAUGGGUGUGACAUGAAAAUUCUGCACUUUGACAUCAAGCCUCACAAUAUUCUUUUGGAUGAGAACUUCAACCCAAAAGUCUCUGAUUUUGGACUUGCAAGGCUAUCUCCCACUGAUAAAAGCAUUGUGUCUCUGACUGCAGCAAGAGGAACCAUAGGGUACAUGGCUCCUGAGCUUUUCUACAGAAAUGUUGGCGCAAUCUCAUACAAAGCCGAUGUCUAUAGCUUUGGGAUGUUGUUAAUGGAGAUGGCUAGUAGAAGGAAGAAUUUGAAUGCACAGACUGAAAAUUCCAGCCAAAUAUAUUUUCCCUUCUGGGUUUAUGAUGAAUUGCAGGAUGGAAGGGAAAUAACAAUAGAAAAUGACACAGAUGAAGAGAUGAAGUUGGCAAAAAGAAUGAUGAUUGUGGCAUUGUGGUGUAUACAAACAAGGCCUAAUGAUCGACCUUCAAUGAAGAGAGUUGUGGAGAUGCUAGAACAAGAUGAUGACUUAGAAAUGCCUCCAAAACCGUACUUCUACCCACUUGAUGCACUCACAGAAGAGAAUGUUGAAGAUACUACAACUCAUAACAGUUCAAAGUUAUCCUUUGGUGACAUCUCUUCAGUUAGUGAUUCAAAGGAAUAGAAAUAAUCUGUCUGGACUCUACUUUGAUAUAAUGUUGCAUGCUCUGGAUCUAGCUAGCUUAUGUCUUUGGCUAUGUUGUGUAUAUUAGUAUUUCUGAUGUAUAUGAUGACAAUAAAUUCAACCAACUUUUUUUA
Molecule: messenger RNA, 969 nt
Organism: Arachis ipaensis
Lineage: Eukaryota; Viridiplantae; Streptophyta; Magnoliopsida; Fabales; Fabaceae
Source: RefSeq, a predicted model, not a curated record